Lentinula edodes (shiitake mushroom) is the source of this 1362-nucleotide messenger RNA. RefSeq lists its product as uncharacterized. NCBI's taxonomy places the organism in Eukaryota, Fungi, Basidiomycota, Agaricomycetes, Agaricales, Omphalotaceae. The transcript has 3 exons. Bases 118 to 1053 code for a protein of 311 amino acids. The record is from RefSeq and is a predicted model, not a curated record.
CCCUGCGUAAUUAAAUAUUCCAAGGCUUAGCUAUGCGAUAUAUGAAGAGUUGUUCGAAUUUUUCCGAAUUUCGCGAUAAGUUGCACGUGGUACAUACGAUUUUGCUUUCGGACAACGAUGAACUCUCUCAUAGAACAUCAAAUCCUACGCUCUAUUGCAGAUGGAUUCAAGCUCCUUGGCAAUGCCGUGAACCCUUCACUAUACCCAUAUCCCUGGUUCAGUACUCUCCACGCAACAAGAAUUUCGCUUUUAUUUCAGUCUCAUACUUUCCGCUUAGGCACACACUCGGUCCUUGGCUGGAAGACCUACAUUGGCGGAUUCUGCCUGAUGUCAUGGGGCGGGAUGAUCUUGUCCCAUAUCCUCCUCAACUUACCUCCACCUGUGCUCUAUGCAUAUCAAGUUUGGGUCAACUAUAUCUCUGUUCACCUCUUUCUCACUUUAGUAUUUUCCCGGAUGUCUCCCCUUCUUGCUGAUGCGGACCUCCUUUCGACGAUGGAUCUUCUUCUAUUUCCCCUCGAUGCCAUGUUGCGAGUAAAUGCUGUCGUGGGGACCUUGGAUCAUCUUUCACCUGGAUCUCCGUCACAUGAAUCAAUCAGUCCAGUCUUAAUCAACAGUCCUUUGUUCCAUUUCAUUCUUGGGUGUACUGCUAGCGCCGGAGGAGGAGUGACCGCUGCUUCUCUCGGCGUAUGGAACCCGAAUUGGGGUUCUGGUGGGUUCACACCGGUUUUUCUCAGGAAAGGACCUAGAUCCCCUCUGAAAAGCGCCUUCAGCACUCUUGAUGUAUGGGGAGGCGGUUUAGUUGCGGUUAUAUACGGCCUCUCCACAUUUCAUGUAGCCUUUCGUCCCCUGCUCUCUGUCCUUGCUCCUUACGCCUACGCUUUUGCAUUGGUAGACAUACAAGCUGUCAAACCAUUUUCUUCUUCGGACGGCAAAUGUCUUGCGGCAGCCGUUCUCAUUGUGCUUUUUGGAACCCGAGCGCUCGCAGCCAAGCUACAUGUUUCGGAUCCUGCCCCCGCCGCAAACAAGAGUGAAAGCGAUAGGACACAACUAUAAACGCUUGUGCGGAGCGUGUCAGUAUCUGUUCAUCUAUGUAACGAAAUGAUUCUAUCUACAUGCUUCUAAACUAAAUUCUGGAACCACCGGGUAAUAGUCAAUUAGUUUGACUUGGACUCAAGUAUUUGCGAGCGCAGAAGCACCUUCCCUCUCCCCUUUAGUAUACCCCGGCCUCUUCAGCGAGAUUUUACAUCUUUCUCCCGCAAUUACAGUCGAAGCUUACCUGCCUGCAGAGGGACGAACGAUGUACUUCUUGCUUGUGCAUCCAGCUUUCAUAUGAUAUCGCCCUUCGCCAGGUCUUUACUUAAA